AGCAGCUAUCCAAUGAAACAGAGAACUAAGUAAAAACAUAUCAAGGAAAUAACACGCUUGACACGGCAGUUGUUUUGUUUUACGAACGUCGAACAGCGGCUGCAACUUACGUUAGUGGUUACGGAAGCAGAGAUAGCGAUGCGCCGGUCUUAAAUGAUCAUUUAGUUGACGUUAGUUACGAAAACAUUUCCAAGUGGACUCUGUCUGACAGCAGAAAGUGAGGAUGGCUCAGUGGGAGCGACUGAUGGGCCUGCCUGAUGCCUACACACAGCAGCUGCAUGAGCUCUACAACAGGGAUGCUUUGCCUAUGGAUGUGAGGCACUACCUGUCAGUCUGGAUAGAGAAGCAGGAGUGGGAACGAGCAGCACAGGACCAUGAUUUGGCCAUGGCGCUGUUCCAGGUCCUGCUGGAGAAUCUGGAUAUACAACACAGCCGCUUUGUCCAGGAGGAGUCUUUCUUGAUGAAGCACAACAUUAGACGCUAUAAACAGAACUUUCAGAUAUACCUGGAGGAUCCUUGUGGCUUGGCAAACACAAUCCUCUGGUUCUUGGGAAAAGAAAAAGAAAUCCUGAAAAGUGCUGAUCUGGUUGAGCAGGUUGAGUGCUUGCAUGUAGCGCCAGAAGCCAUGGAGAUGACCAGCCAGCAGGACCUUGAACGCAAAAUGGCUGGCCUUCGGAAUGAAGUGCAGUGCAUUGAACAUACAAUGUUUUGUCUGGAGGAGCAGCAAGACGAGUUUCAAUUUAAAGUCCAAACCUAUAAAAUGGAAGCUGUGGUAGAUGAGGCGGUGAAGAAGGAACAAAUUCAAGUUUUUCAGUUGCAUAUAAACAGACUGGAUGAAUGUAGAAAGAGCACACUGUCGAACCUAAAUAAGCUCCUCGACAGGACUGAUGAAUUGAUCGAUAUAUUGGUGAAAAAGGAGCUGGUGGAGUGGCAGCGGAGGCAGCAGAAGGCCUGCAUUGGCGCUCCAGACAAUGUUCUUCUGGACCAGCUAGAGAAGUGGUUCACCUGUGUGGCAGGGUAUCUGUUCCAGGUGCGGGAGUUUUUUGGUAAACUGGAUGAGCUGGGAGAAAAAUUGACCUAUGACAAUGACCCUGUGAAAGCCCAAAAACCCACGAUGCAGAAGAGAGCAGAUACUCUUCUGAAAGACUUACUCAAGAGUUCCUUUGUGGUGGAGACCCAGCCCUCCAUGCCUCAGGGAAAAGGACCCCUGGUGCUGCGCACAAACGUCCAGUUCUCCGUCAAGACCAGGCUUCUGGUUAAGUUCCCUGAGCUGAACCACUCUAUGAAAGUGAGUGUGUCCAUGGACAGGUGAGGUUCC
Pseudoliparis swirei is the source of this 1318-nucleotide messenger RNA. RefSeq names its product signal transducer and activator of transcription 1-alpha/beta-like. The record is from RefSeq and is a predicted model, not a curated record. Gene Ontology annotation, molecular function: RNA polymerase II cis-regulatory region sequence-specific DNA binding; DNA-binding transcription factor activity, RNA polymerase II-specific. Gene Ontology annotation, biological process: response to peptide hormone; defense response; regulation of transcription by RNA polymerase II. Bases 224 to 1312 code for a protein of 362 amino acids. The transcript has 11 exons. Lineage: Eukaryota; Metazoa; Chordata; Actinopteri; Perciformes; Liparidae.